CAAAACCAUCCACACUGAACACAAUGGCGUGCAACUUUGACGAGCAGAUGAUGGUAUAGACAGGUUGACAGGAUUGACAAUGGUGGAUCUAGCAGGGGGAAUUCAUUACUGUUGAAGUUUUGAACCAGCAUAGCAGCAGACCAGUCUUUGUCCUGAAAUAAGGGUCGUGGCCAAGAUAGGAAACAACGUUAUCGCUGUUAGGUACACAGACAGGAUUGGACGAUGUCCCGUCCAUUGAGAGUUUACCAGACAUACUCAGUAUUUGUGGGGAACAUUCCUCCAGAUACAAAGAAGUAUGAACUUAGAGAUUUAUUUCAAGCGUGUGGGGAGAUUGUUGAUGUUGUCAUAUUAAAUAACAGCAAUGGCCAAGACUUCGGGUUUGUGCGGUUUUCUGAUGCUUCAUCAGCUUUCUCAGCUGUCAGUGAACUUAAUGGAUGGUCAAUGAAUGGCUCUGUUUUAAAUGUUGAAAUUUCUAAAGACACAACAGAAAAACUUAAGCAAGAGAAAGCCGGCCUUCCUGUCACUGUGACAGAUGGUUGUGGACUGAGAAAAUGGAAUGCUCCAAAACCAAAUGCAGGACGGUCUCUUGGUACAGACUACAUCACAGACACAAUGUACUGGACAAGGCUACAGGAAAGCUGUACUGCACUCAAUCUCAAACAUUCUAACAUUACAGAUAAACAUUUAUCAAUGAAACGACUGGCCGAGGACAUUAACAAGAUGAAGGGUGAUAGAUCAUCAACACUCUGGGGUAGCGUAGAAGAUGCAUCAACUUGUUUCUCCGAAAUUUCCAGUAAAAUUAUGCAAAGAUGCAUAAAGAAAGGGGACAAAGAAGAAGCAUUAGGAAAGAAAAAUUGUGUUGAGUUCAUGUCUGCUCUUCGGACAAUUAUGAAAGAAAUUGACACAGUAUUGGGAACCAGUCCUGUCAGUCACGUUCAGGAGAUGGAGGAUAAAGAUCUUGAAGAAAUGCAGCAAUUAACUUUAGAAGGAGACCUCAUUAGAGAGGUGAAUUUGGAACUAGACAAGGAAAAUGAAAUGUUGAAACAUGAAGUGGCUAUAGAUGGUGAAAAAUUUCCAAUAAGUAGUGAUAGGUCUGUCCCAAAAAGAUUAAGUGAUGUCAGUGUUCAGACCUCAAUAGAAGCUGAAGAUCAUGAAAUGCCAGGUUUGAAACAGACUUACUGUCUUUCUGACACAGAUAACCAUGUAACCGAUCAUUUAACAGAUAAACAGAUAAAAGAGGCACAGUUGUAUCUUUCCACAGUUGGUGGUUCAGACAACAGUGAUAAUGAUAUGUCGCACUUGGACCCAGCCAUCAUUGACUAUCAUAUGUCACAAUUGAGAGAGACGGAGACUAGAAAAAAGAAUAGAGAUAGCGAGUUAAAGGAAUCUAAAGCUGCUCAAGAAGUUGACUUCGUUAAAGACCUGUAUUCAAAAAUGGAAUUAAGAAAUCGACUAAUUGGUAAUAACAUUGAAAGAUCAAAUUCAAGAGACUCUAGUUUAUCUGAUGGAUCAAAUGAAGGAAACAAAGAUGAUUCUGGUGUGGAAUCUGAUUGUUUUGGAGUAACUAGGGGUCGAAGAUCUGUAGGUUUGGUUGAAAAUAUGCUAGGUAUGAAUAGGUGCUAUGGGGAAUCUAGAGGUGAUAUAGUGACUUUACCUGGUGCUGGAUAUAAGGAACGGAGCCUUCGUGGUUCUACGUCAGAACCAAGCCUUGGACAGUUUGACUUGGAGCAGUAUGUAAUGAAAAGUAAAGGCAGAGGAAGGGGUGUGGUAGAGGCAGAAAUUCAGAGCAAGUGGAUUCCAAGGGAUCGUCACCUUGGCAAGUCUGAGAGACGGGGGAAUGCCAGUCAUUCAGUUGAAGGAAAUAAGACUGUUAGGGUUGGUAGAGGGAUAUUUAGGAGUGUUCUCACUAUGAAAUACCCUGUAGGGAGAGGCCAUCCUACCUGAACGGAGUGUUCACAGUAUGAAAUACCCUGUAGGGAGAGGCCAUCUUACCUGAACAGAGUGUUCACAGUAUGAAAUACCCUGUAGGGAGAGGCCAUCCUACCUGAACUGUUUCUAAUAGUAAUCAGUUUGUAGAUAGCACAGAGUGCAGACAAAAUUUCUAUGCUGAUUUGUGGAAGAUCAAAAUUCUCAUACACAGAUGUAAUUCUGAUAACAAUCAAAAACAGAUUGGUAGUGCAGAAGUUUUUAAUAGAAAAAAUUCUUGUAGCACAUAACAUAGUUGAUACCAAUCACAGUAUUUUUACAAUAUACAUAUGUCACAUAAUAAUGUUUCAUGCAUUUAUAGGACUAAUCUCGUACACAUUUAAAGAUCAGGUUGUAUCGUUACUCUUUAUUGUCUUCCCUUUUCAUUCUAAGAUUGUACCUCAUACUGUUUGGCAAUUUUUUUACCUCUAGUGUUCAUAAAAAUAAUAAUUCUACUAUUAUUACUGUAAUGUUAUUAAUUCAAUGAUUUCAUAUUGGGCUUAUGUUUUUUUUUCUGGGGUAGUUGUAAUGGCUUAAGAUCAAAAGCAAUGGGCCAUUGUGACUAUAUCAGGAAAAGAAAGGCCAUUAUGAAAUCACUUUAUUAAAGACAAUAUUACUUUUCUACUGUGCCAUAUUUGCUGGAACACAAUCUCCAUUAUUUACUGUAAACAAGAUUGGCAUACCUUUCAGUAUGUGUUUAUAUUGUUGUCUUUUUCGGACAGGACUCUGUGUCGCAUGAUGAUAUUUGUUUGUAAAAGUGUUAAGGCUUAAAAUGACAAGCUUUCAUUAGCCAGUAUUUUAAAUUUAAUAUUUGAAAUUCUGCAAACUAUUGUAAAUGCAUAUUGGCAAGAUUUAGAUAAUUAUAGUUAUUUGUAGUAGAUUAAAAAAACAGAACAAAGAUUCCCUGUUAUAACCAAUGAAAUUUUAUUAACCAAUCUAAAUGCUAGAAUACCAUAUUGGCCCUGUUGUAUUAGCCCAGAAUCUCUCCAACAUGAGUUCAUCUUGAGUUUAGUAGUAGACCAAUCUAUUUUAUAUGAUCUGCACAAUUGAUCUUUUACUAUGUUCAAAUUUGUAUAGUUGAAUAAUAUGUUUGUAGUUUUAUAUGUAUGUUAUGAAGGAAAAAAGGCCAACUGAUGCUCCAGUAGAAUUUAACUUUUACUUAAGGUAUCCGAUCCACAAAUAAGCAAGUUCUAUAUAACAGUGCUAUAUAAAUAUAUCAAAUAUUGAAGCCUGGUAACCUCAUAUAAUUUUGGUAUCAUUUGAAAGUAUAUCAUCUACUGAAAAAGAAAAUAUAAAUUACAUGAUAAAAAUAUGUUACAGAAUUUUUAUUUUUUACUUUAUAGUCUUCAAUGAUACUUCAACAGAAAUCCAGUUGUUACAGUGUAAGAUUUAUCAUUUUGCGGUCAUAAAACAGGACUGUAAUUAUUCUUGCAUAUUAUUUAUGGUCAUCAUAUUUAUUAAUUCUUGUUCAGCAGACACAACUCUUUCAAGUGAUACAAAAAAAUCAUGGGGUCACCAGGCAUCGAAAUUUACCUAUUUGUGGAUCGGAUACCUUAAGUGUAGUAUGUACUAUAUUUUAUGUAGUCCUGUAAGAAUUUUUUGUUUAUGAUAGACUUAGUUCAUUUUUAUUAAUAAGCUUGUAAUUUCUGGAGUACCAUUUUUUGUAUAAUUUAAAAAGUAUUACUAAUGGGUUUAAUAUUUAGCUUGUGACUGGCAUGUUCUUGCUUUAUUGAAACUGUCAAAAAAAGAAAAUUUCUCCUUUACUUCGCUGCAGUAUUUCAGUCUGCCCAUGGUUAUAAUAUCAAGUUAUUAGUGUACUUACAAUGUAUCAUGAAUGUAAGAUUUUCUAGAUCCAUCACUUUUUAAAAAAACAACUGCACUGUUUCAGUAUGGUUGUUGUUUUGGUGAUGUGUAUGUAUUGAUUGUGUAUCACCAGUGGUUUUAGUAAAAUACUCAAGAUUGAAACAUACAUUGCACCAUGAUUUAAUGUUAGCUAUUUUAGGUUUUGUUUUCUUCAUUCUUUAACUUACUUAUUAAAGGGUCUUUCAAAUGAGAUAAGUUGAUAUUACACCAUUUCUUACACAUCGGUCAGAUACUGUUGAAAAACGGCAUUCAACCCAAAACAAACAAAAAAAUACACAUUGGUCAGUAUUUUUUUAAAGAUCAUUCAAGAUCAUCAACCAUACAGGUAGCACUAGCAUUAUAUUGAUAUUUUAAAAUUUAUAGUUGUAUAUUUGAUAUACAUUUCACCAGGCAAUAUUUCCUUUCAUAUUGUCAUUUACAAUGUGGCAUUUAGAAAUGUGUUUACAGAUGUAGGAAAAGCCACAGGAAAGUGUUGAGGGCAUUAUAUUAGCUCACUUGAAUUUUGUUCAGGGUGAGAUUUUAGUAAAGGUGGAUAAUCUGGUGACCUUUGUCCAUUGUCUUGUGUCAACAUUUUUACUUGAAUGUUUGAACAUCCUCUUCUCUGAAAUUACUGGUCAGAUUUACACCAAACUUGGUUGGUAGCAUUCUGGCAUGGACCUCUUUAAAGUUUGUUCAAAUGACUCACCUUUGGCCUAGCUGCCAGAGCUAAAAAUUGAAAAAAAAAUUUAAACAAUUUCUUCCCAUGAACCGCUUGAUGGAUCUACAUAAAAUCUGGUCUGUAAUAUUAUUUUAAGGUCCUGUCCAAAAUGUGUUCAAGUGAAGGCACUUGGCUCCGUUUAGGGGCCUUUAGAUCUAUAAAUAGAAAUACUGAAAAACAACUUCUUCUCAUGAACCGAAUGAUGGAUCUUCAUCAGCCUGGUCUGUUGCGUUAUCAUUAUGUCCUCUUAUCAUUUUGUUAAAUGGAGAUGCUCACUCUUUUUAGGAGCCACCAGGGCUAAAAAUUAAAAAUACCUUUAAUUACUUUUUCUCAUGAACCGGUAGACAGAUCUUCAUCAAACUUGAUUAGUUGCAGUAUUAUAAGGUCCUCAGCCAACUUUGUUCAGUUGGGGCAGUUGACUGCUUUAAGGGGCUGCUAGAGCUAAAAAUAGAAAUACCUUUAAACAAUUUCUCCUCACGAACUUCUGGAUUGAUCUUCAACAAACUUGCUCUGGAGCAUCAUUAAAAGAUAUCUAGCAAAAUUGUUCAGAUGAACGCAUUUAGUCCCUUCUAGGGAUCACUAAAGCUAAAAUUAGACAUACCGUAAAACUACCUCUUCUCAUGAAGCAAAGAAUGGAUCUUCAUCAAACAUGAUGUAUAACGUUAUUGUAAGGGCUUCUGCCAAUUUUAUACAUGUAGGGACACAAGAAGAGGCCACGGGGCCUGAAAAUAAAAAUACCUUUAAAUGAUUUCUUCUCAUGAACUGCUUGAUGGAUCUUCAUCAAACUUGUUUGUGGUAUCUCUGUAAGGUCCUCUCACAAAUUUGUUCAAGUGGAUGUUUUUGGCCCGUUAAAGGGCAGCUAGAGUUAAAAAAAAAACAAAAAACAAAAAACAUUUUAAGUGGCUUCUUUUCAUGAAACUCUGGGUGGAUCAUUAUCAAACUUGUUCUCUAGUGUCACAGCAAAAUAUAGAAAAGUUCUCUAAAUAACUUUAUUUUGAUUAACUUGUUAAAAGAUGUCCCCCAAAUUUGGUCAAAAGCAAGGGUAAAUAUUAUCAGACUGUCAUCAGGUGAGCUACUUGAAAUGGGCCUCUUGUAAUUUAAUUACAGAUGUACCAUAGGUGAAUGCUUGUUACAACCUAAAUAUAUCAAUGUGCAUAGUCUAUUUUACAACUUUAAUAAGGUACAAAUUUGCUGAUUUACCUAAUAGGGCAUUUUACACUUAAGAACAGACAUACUGAUAAUUCAUAACUUAGUUUGCAGCUCUAGUUGAUAUGUUUAUAAAUUGGCAUUGUAGUCAAACACGUAUGAUCUCAGUUGAUUUCAGAUAUUUGUAGGAGUUUAUUCCCAUUUUGUAAGAUGUAAACUUUUACCAUUUAUAGAUGAUUGUUCGUUUCAUGUUGCAGCUUGUAAAUCUAUGUUAACAAUCUUCUUUUUAACAUUUCCUUGUUUACUGUAAUUUCAUUUGACAUUUAGGGAAUGAACAAAAUUUACAUCUUGCUUUUGCAUCUACAGUUUUUAGAAUGACUGAGUGUUAUAUUUACAUUUUGAAUGUUUAGAAGAUGCAGAUACAUUGUUAUAAUUAUCACUAUUGUAAAGUGGUUUAAGUCAAGCACUAAUCCAUCGAGUUCUUGUGUUGUCGAAUUAUGUCUCCCACCACACAGUGGUGUGGGAGUCAUGUCUCUCACCACACAGUGGUGUGGAAGACAUAUUGAUUUACUCUGUCUAUCUGUGUCUGUCACAAAUCUUGUCCGCACUCUAAGUCGAACAUUUCUCAUCCAGUCUUCACCAAACUUGAACAAAAUGUGUUUGCCAAUAAGUUCUUGGCCAAGUUCGAUAACUGGCCAACUACAAAUGGUCAAGGCACUUCCGAAUUUUGGCCCUGUAACUUGUUUUUGAUAAUCAAAGCACUGAAAGUCUGAUAAGGCAGUUGAGGUCUUGGUGCAUAGUUGACUCAUACAACUAUUCAGAUGAUUAGUCAGUUGUGGGAGACAUGAGCUUUUCUCAAAAGCAGUUCUAGUUAUUUCAUGAAAAAAUGGCGCAUCAGUCACCAGGGAUCUUCCUCUGCCAUCAAAAGCUGGAAAUUUGCCAUUUGAAGGUACACAAUAAAUUGUGUUGGUGUGGUUUUAAAACAUAAAAAUAGGUAUGUAUUAAGAUUAACACUGUCCAAUUAAUUGCAUGAAAGUGAAUACUCCUCUUCAUGGAACCUAUGUACAAGUCUUCUUUUUGUUCAGCGUUUUCAGUGAGAGUAUAUAAGAUUCACUGUGUGUGUGCUAGAGAAAUAACACGUUAAUAAUCACUAGAAUUAAUCUAACAAUAUACCAGUGGUGUUCUAGAUCUAUAGAUACCAAGCAAAUGUAUUUCUUAUCAUUUUAGUCCUUAGAUAAGAAUUAUCGGGGAAUGUGUUCCGUAACAGUUGUUAUGUACAAAGUUUUGGGAAAAUGUAAAUAUUUUACAGGUGUAAGGGAACUUUCCUUUGUAAAUGAUUUAGAACUUGUAAUAUUGUUUGUGGAAGGUAUUGCAUUUGAUAAUGGGUUGAAGAAGGGAUUUAUGGUGCUAGGAAUUUUGCAUUUCUUUUAUAUCUUUGUCUUGUAUUUGUUAUAUAUUGCUGGCUUAGCAUUAACUAUUUAGAGAUUGUACCUCUCAUGAGUUGCACUGUACUAUCUACUUUGUACAUGUAGUAUGUCACACAUAUAUCAUUAUUAUACAGUGAAACUUUUGAAAACCGUUU
Messenger RNA from Mercenaria mercenaria, 7253 nucleotides. RefSeq lists its product as uncharacterized. Gene Ontology annotation, cellular component: cytoplasm; nuclear speck; nucleus. Gene Ontology annotation, molecular function: mRNA binding. Gene Ontology annotation, biological process: mRNA splicing, via spliceosome. The record is from RefSeq and is a predicted model, not a curated record. The transcript is spliced from 8 exons. The coding region runs from base 223 to 1944 and encodes 573 amino acids. NCBI's taxonomy places the organism in Eukaryota, Metazoa, Mollusca, Bivalvia, Venerida, Veneridae.